This is a messenger RNA of Stylonychia lemnae, 237 nucleotides long. The record is from the annotation of a GenBank genome assembly. Lineage: Eukaryota; Ciliophora; Spirotrichea; Sporadotrichida; Oxytrichidae.
AUGGACAAGAUAGACUUCACAAAUUGGGAAGAAAAGAUGAUAGGCAAUGCAUCAGGGUCAGUAAGCGUGAGAAAUUCCAGAUCUUAAGGCUAUAAAUUCUCUCAGAACCUGCUAUAUCAAUAAAGAAUGUCGUAAUCCAACAUUUCCAAAGAAAAUAUUGGUAGAAAAGGGCAAAGUGGCAAGCUAGACUUAGCUAAGAUCUUCUAUCAAGAAUUCUAUGAUGUUGUAUAGUACUGA